Molecule: messenger RNA, 1155 nt
Organism: Arabidopsis thaliana (thale cress)
Lineage: Eukaryota; Viridiplantae; Streptophyta; Magnoliopsida; Brassicales; Brassicaceae
Product: NAC (No Apical Meristem) domain transcriptional regulator superfamily protein
Exons: 3
Coding region: 43-954 (303 amino acids)
Biological process (GO): DNA-templated transcription; regulation of DNA-templated transcription
Cellular component (GO): nucleus
Molecular function (GO): DNA binding
Source: RefSeq, marked reviewed
GUGAGUCCAAAGAGCAAAAAGGAAGAAAUAGAAACCAAAGCCAUGGAGAAGAUGAUAGAACCACGGGACAACACAAGAGAAUCAGAAGAUGAGGAUGCGUUAAAGCUUCCAGGGUUUAGGUUUCAUCCGACGGAUGAGGAGCUUGUAGGGUAUUAUCUCUCUAAAAAAGUGCUUCUCAAAAAAACGAGCAAGAUUGAUGAGAUCGUCAGCCAAAUUGAUAUCUAUAAAUUUGAUCCGUGGGAUCUUCCAAGGUCGAGGAAUACAGAGAAGGAGAGCUACUUCUUUUGUAAGAGAGGAAGGAAAUACAGAAACAGCAUAAGACCGAACCGAGUGACUGGUUCCGGUUUCUGGAAAGCCACAGGGAUAGACAAGCCUGUCUAUUCCGAUGGAUCCAACAAAGCCGUGAUCGGUCUAAAGAAGACACUCGUUUAUUACCUAGGAAGCGCCGGGAAAGGAAACAAGACGGAUUGGAUGAUGCACGAGUUUCGUCUCCCUACAGCCAAUGACACAAUCCCCGGUGGCCCUACACACUCUAACCCUACUCCAACUUCCUUGCUACACGCGGAAGUAUGGACGUUAUGCCGGAUAUUUAAGAGAACUGUGUCUAGUCGAAAAUACACUCCGGACUGGAGAGAAUUAGCAAAUGGCAAACGUGUGAAGCAGCAACAAUCUAAUUACCAAGAAGCUUAUAUAAAUUUUGGGGACAAUGAAAGUAGUAGUAGUACCAACGUGAUGAACGUUAGGGAAGGCAAAGGGAACUACGAGAGAAGCGUUUUCCAGCUUCAGCAAACGCCUUAUCAACAUCAAAACCAGCCAAUUCUCAUGGACACCACACACGUUGAUUCGUUUCAACAUUUCUCCAACGAUAACAUUCACCAUGAAACCUACGAGACUUGGCCGGACGAGCUUCGAUCGGUUGUGGAAUUUGCUUUCCCACCUUCUUUUCUUAGUUAGAUCUCUAGAAUAAUUAACAACUAAUAUGUAUACAUAUUACAUAUUACUAGCUUGGACGUGUUGUAUCAUCAGAUCUCUACUGUAUACAUGGAUCGUGUGUAUAUGAAUAUGCACCUGUUUGAAUUCUCAGGUUGAUCCACACGUAUAUAGUAUGUAUUAAUGUCAAUUUAAUCUCGGGAACUAUUUGCAUAUUUUGUUUUA